AUGAAUCCAGCCAGCUCUGACCUGAAACUUGGUAAAAAAGUUAAUGAAGGCAAAACGAAAGAAGUGUACGAGCUGCCAGAUGUCCCGGGAUGUGUUCUCAUGCAGUCAAAAGACCAAAUAACAGCGGGCAACGCAGCCAGGAAGGACCGAAUGGAAGGGAAGGCUGCCAUUUCCAAUAUAACCACUAGCUGUGUGUUUCAGUUGCUUCAAGAAGCUGGAAUCAAAACAGCUUUUGUCAGGAAACACAGUGACACAGCAUUCAUAGCAGCUCAUUGUGAGAUGAUCCCAAUUGAAUGGGUGUGCAGGAGAAUUGCUACUGGCUCCUUCCUCAAAAGAAACCCUGGUGUCAAGGAAGGAUAUAAGUUUUACCCCCCCAAAAUUGAGAUGUUUUACAAGGAUGAUGCUAAUAACGAUCCACAGUGGUCUGAGGAGCAGAUCAUUGAAGCAAAAUUCUGUUUUGCUGGACUUACUAUUGGCCAGACUGAAGUGGAUAUUAUGGCUCGUUCUACUCAAGCUAUUUUUGAGAUUCUGGAAAAAUCAUGGCAGCCCCAAAAUUGCACUCUGGUGGACCUGAAGAUUGAAUUUGGGGUUAAUAUUCUGACAAAAGAAAUUGUUCUUGCUGAUGUUAUUGAUAAUGAUUCAUGGAGAUUGUGGCCAUCAGGGGACAGAAGCCAGCAGAAGGACAAACAGUCCUACCGGGACCUGAAAGAAGUGACUCCUGAAGCACUUCAAAUGGUUAAGAAAAACUUUGAAUGGGUUGCAGAAAGAGUGGAGUUGCUUCUGAAAACAAAGAGCCAAGGAAGAGUAGUGGUGUUGAUGGGAUCUUCUUCUGACCUCACUCACUGUGAAAAAAUAAAGAAGGCAUGUGCAACCUUUGGAAUUCCUUGUGAGUUAAGAGUGACCUCUGCUCACAAAGGGCCAGAUGAAACCCUAAGGAUCAAAGCAGAAUAUGAAGGAGAUGGAAUUCCAACAGUGUUUGUUGCAGUAGCUGGCAGAAGCAACGGUUUGGGGCCAGUAAUGUCUGGCAACACUGCUUACCCAGUUGUCAACUGUCCUCCGCUCUCAGCUGACUGGGGUACUCAGGAUGUGUGGUCCUCUCUCAGACUACCUAGUGGUCUUAGCUGUCCUACCACUCUGUCACCUGAAGGAGCUGCCCAGUUUGCUGCCCAGAUAUUUGGGUUAAACAACCAUUUGGUGUGGGCCAAACUGCGAUCAAACAUAUUGAACACCUGGAUCUCCUUGAAGCAGGCUGACAAAAAACUUCGAGAGUGCAGCUUGUAAAUCAUACUAAGAAGUAAUACUUAAAAGCUACACAAAGAUAAUGGUGUGCAUAUUGAGACAUAUUAGGAUUUACAUUUGGAUGAGCUCAAAAGUCCUGCAUCCUUUUUUACAGAAGGCAUUGUUAGAGCAGCAGAUGAAGUAUGUUGUGUCCUCAUCCUUCCUUUGUGUAUUUUUUAAUAAAACAACUUAAUAAAAGAUGAGGAAGUAGUAUUUUAGAUAUCUUUCUGUUGCUCCAAAA
Molecule: messenger RNA, 1519 nt
Organism: Chaetura pelagica (chimney swift)
Lineage: Eukaryota; Metazoa; Chordata; Aves; Apodiformes; Apodidae
Product: multifunctional protein ADE2
Exons: 9
Coding region: 1-1281 (426 amino acids)
Biological process (GO): 'de novo' IMP biosynthetic process
Molecular function (GO): phosphoribosylaminoimidazolesuccinocarboxamide synthase activity
Source: RefSeq, a predicted model, not a curated record